GGGCAGAACGAGCUAGGGUAAUAAGAGGUAAUAGAAUGAACAUCGAAAUCAAGCCGCAGCGAACAGCAAGGAAACGGACUACAAAUCGGCUGAAUUAUUGCUGAUUUGGUAACAAUUGUUAUCGUUCAGAUUCUAAUCCGAAGUGUAAUCUGAAGAUGUCUGGCCACAAUCCCACAUCACCUGUGAUGCGUCCCGCUGACGAAGAUGAUGUACUAGACACAUCAGAGGUUCCUAAGGCAGACAAAAUGUUCGUAUUAAAAAGAUGGAACGCUGUGGCGAUGUGGAGCUGGGAUGUCGAAUGUGACGUCUGUGCCAUUUGCCGUAUUCAAGUAAUGGUUUACAGCUGUCUAAGAAGUCCACAGGCGACUUUCUGGCAGACCAAGGACAUCAACGGACUUUGUCAGCGAAAAAACAACACUAGAAGGAUACAACUAAACACCGCAAAAAUUUGUGAGGAUCCACAACAAAUUCCGCUUGUCAUACGGCUCACCUCGUUGAAAAUCCUGAUUUGGACCUUGGCUUUAUCCAUGUAUCUCCUGCCUCAAGAACUUCUCUUACUUCUCAACUCUUGUCACGUAAUUCGUAUGGCUUCGCAUGUGCUAUUAUGCAUCUUUGGCUAAGAGAGAAGGUUUCCCGAAUUGCGUUGAAGGAAAGCACAAGAUAGGUGUCCUGUAGAUUCUCGACACAGGAAUAAUGUCUUACUGUCUUUUUAAAGUCAUGCAGAAAUCAAAAAUAUUUUUUAUUAUUUCUGUGAAUUGUGUUUAUCGUAUUUCAUUUUUCACAAUAAAUUCAACUCUGUUUUUUGCAUCAUCCACUUACUAAUAAGGAAGUGCCGAUUUAAGCCCAGUUUCUGAUUUAAUAAAGAUAUCGAUUCCCUCAAGUGCACAAUGUCCCGACAAGGUUUGCCCCUCAGAGGUUUGAGCACCAAUAGGUAGUUGCUAGAGCAAGACGAAUUUACUGCCACUAUAUCACUUUAUUUACUAUCGCAAAAUACUAUAUCCUUACAAGGGUAUUCUAUUACUAUUAUUGUUAUAUAACGCUUUAUACCCACAACACUUAGGCGGUCGAGGCAAGAGUUCUGUAUGUAUAAUAGCUUCAUUUUGAAUUGUAUAUGCAACGUACCUUCUUCUCAAAGCCUUUCUCGAACACAUGUAUGGAUAUAUCGGGUGCCUUUAAAGAUCAGUUUCUGGAUCAGUCAUACAGGAUAGGCCAUUCCAUUACACAAUGCGGCUACCUAUUACAGUGGUUGCAAUCCAAGAAGGGUUUUGCUUUAGCUACGUGCCAUUACCUACUACGCAGAACUGAAAUGAAGAUUGUGUCCCUAAAAAUCAUUUCGAUGUAUGCAUUGAUAUACACAUGUAAGGACCAGAAAGGAGGAAACCUGCGACGGAAAUAAAAACCUUUCUGAUGUAUGCGAUAAUGAAGCCGCU
Messenger RNA from Varroa destructor (honeybee mite), 1430 nucleotides. It is a transcript of the gene Roc2, whose product is annotated as Regulator of cullins 2. The record is from RefSeq and is a predicted model, not a curated record. Gene Ontology annotation, molecular function: zinc ion binding. Lineage: Eukaryota; Metazoa; Arthropoda; Arachnida; Mesostigmata; Varroidae.